AUGACGACCGUGACUACAAGCAAGUUGAUUGCCGCGUCACCAGAGAUCGUUAGGAGUGUGAUGCUCGACUUUCCUCGGCUCCCGGAGUGGACUCAAGGUUUUAUUCGUUCCAUUAAACCCGCCAAGGAUGGCAGCGUCUCGAAAGGUGACAAGCUGAAUGUCACUCUGGAGGGAGCAUCUUUCUCCCCUACUAUCCUGGAAAACUCUGCUCAGCAAUUCAAGUGGCGUGGAAGUAUUCCCGGUCUGUUUUACGGUGACCAUGUUUUCCGUUUCGAACCCGGACCACGACCGGACACAACUCUUUUCACGCAGUCCGAGGAGUUCAGUGGAAUUCUGGCUUUUAUCAUAAAAUUCAUACCUCUCGGCUCAAAACAGCGUGAUGGAUUCGAGGAUUUCAACGAAGAUCUUAGAAGAAGAGUGGAAGGCGAGGCCUCGACUGCCGCCGCGAGGUGA
Molecule: messenger RNA, 453 nt
Organism: Akanthomyces muscarius
Lineage: Eukaryota; Fungi; Ascomycota; Sordariomycetes; Hypocreales; Cordycipitaceae
Exons: 3
Coding region: 1-453 (150 amino acids)
Source: RefSeq, a predicted model, not a curated record